AGUGCAUGCCGUCCAAACCACAAGUUUUAAAUUGCUCGAAAGUGAAGGUUGCGUUAGUUUGUUAGUCGGCCUGGCCAUGGAAUCGGAUGCUAUCGCUAAUGGAUCAGAAUUGCCUCGGGAGUCUAUAGAAAAUGAGGAUACAACCAGUUUGGCGAAUAUUCCUGGAGACUUUCCCGAUUAUGAUAUGGGUCAUCGCCGUAGAGGAAUAGCUUGCAUUUUCAACCACGACAAGUUUCAUCAAAAGACGUGGCCGGCUGACCGAAUCCCCUCCGAUCGUCCGGGUUCAAGUAAAGAUAGAGAUGACCUCACUCGAACGCUGAGCCAGUUGGAUUUUGAAGUCGAAUCUUUUGAUAAUCUUACGGCAGCUCAAGUUCGAAAAGAAAUUGCGAAACUUGCGGAAAAAGUCGAUCACACCGACCACGAUUGCCUUUUGGUCGUUGUGAUGUCACACGGCCAAGAUGGCAAAAUAUGCGCGUUCGAUACAAUGUACGACGUUGGAGAUGUCUGGAUGCCUUUUAGUUCGGACCAAUGCGCCACGUUGGUCGGCAAACCCAAACUAUUUUUCAUCCAGGCUUGUCGAGGGACAUUGCGAGAUUGCGGGACCGAAGUGAGUUACUCGUCAACGACAACUGAUGGACCCGGCGAGUAUUCCAUUCCGACGCAGGCCGAUUUCUUGUUUGUUUAUUCCACGAUUCCAGGCUAUGGAUCGUACCGUUCGGAAGAAAACGGCGCAGUAUUUAUCCAAGUUCUCUGUGAUGUGCUGUCACAACGAGGGCGACGUGAUGAUUUGAUCUCGAUUAUGACUGUCGUCCUGCGAAAAGUGGCUGUCGAGAAAAUACGUGGGAAGGAUGAAGUGAAGAAAACGAUUAUAGAAUUAUGUCAGAUGCCUUGCUUCAUCUCUCAACUUAUCCGUCAGGUUUAUUUUCCGCCAAAACCCACAGUCAGUACACCUGCAAAGCGCCGCUGCCUGUCGUAAUUAGUUUUAUUUAUUUUAUUUUAUUCGAUAUCCCUUCCAACAUCUUUAAAGCAAUUUUACCGAAUAAACGCGUCGUUUACGCCCACC
Molecule: messenger RNA, 1063 nt
Organism: Daphnia pulicaria
Lineage: Eukaryota; Metazoa; Arthropoda; Branchiopoda; Diplostraca; Daphniidae
Product: caspase-1-like
Exons: 5
Coding region: 77-976 (299 amino acids)
Biological process (GO): apoptotic process; proteolysis
Cellular component (GO): cytoplasm
Source: RefSeq, a predicted model, not a curated record